Molecule: messenger RNA, 927 nt
Organism: Brugia pahangi
Lineage: Eukaryota; Metazoa; Nematoda; Chromadorea; Rhabditida; Onchocercidae
Source: the annotation of a GenBank genome assembly
AUGCAGUAUUUUAUCAAAAUUUCCAAGAUUAGAAUGUUGUGCUGGUCUAGAAUAUAUGUCAUGUUUUUGAUUGGUAUUGUUAAUUUAUGUGAGGGUUCCGGAAAAGUUCGUUUGGCCGAUGUCACAACGCUAACAUUAUAUCGAGAUAAGUAUACGACAGGAAGAAGGUCCUCUCCAAUCCCCCAAAUUCAAUGUGUCGGAGGAUCGGCGAAGGGAAAGUUUGAGCCCAGAGUUGUGCAGUGCUACAAUAGGGGUUAUGAUGGUAUCGAUGUUCAGUGGGAGUGUAAAGCCGAAAUGGGUGAUCAGUAUGAGUUUGGCGAAAUUCGCGUAUCUUGUGAAGGGUAUGAUUACGCAGAUGAUCCGUAUAUUUUGCGAGGUUCUUGUGGUUUGAAAUACAGUUUGGAAUAUAGUCAUGAAAGAGGGAACAAUUAUGGUAAAAACAACGUACCAAAUGCGCCACCUUAUGAAAAGGAUCAUGAAUUUGGUUCCUUAACGCUUCCGUCAGUAGCUAUUUUGCUUUUAUUCCUCUUCGUAGUCUACUAUAGUUGUCUGCAACCUACUACUGAUGAUGACACAACACGUCGUAGUGGACCACCACCUCCACCACACAGUGGAAGACCACCACCACCAGGUUUCAAAAGCUUUACACGUCCAACUGAUGCACCUCCUACGUAUGAAGAAUCUUUUUACAAUGCAUCCGGUACACAAUCCAGUGGACCCGGUUUCUUUUCUGGUCUCGGAUUAGGCGGCUUAGCUGGUUAUUUGUAUGGCAGAAGUCAGAACAGUGAAGACAGUUUCUUUCGAGGUAGGAGACCAUAUGAACAAGAUGGUUUCUGGAGUUCUUCACAUAGUAGAUAUAGAGGUGAUUCGCCAGGACUUUCAACAAGUCGAACAACAUCAGGUUUUGGUAGUACGGAAAGAAGAUAG